Messenger RNA from Tigriopus californicus, 1846 nucleotides. Its product is annotated as cytosolic beta-glucosidase-like. Gene Ontology annotation, biological process: carbohydrate metabolic process. The transcript has 9 exons. Gene Ontology annotation, molecular function: beta-glucosidase activity. NCBI's taxonomy places the organism in Eukaryota, Metazoa, Arthropoda, Copepoda, Harpacticoida, Harpacticidae. The record is from RefSeq and is a predicted model, not a curated record. Bases 143 to 1663 code for a protein of 506 amino acids.
CGAGCUUGUUCAUAUCUAUUCUGCCCCUCGCAUCAAAACAAUUAACGCAAUAGAUAAGCAUAAAAGAGCAUCGUGUACAAUUUACACCAACGAGAUUCCUGUUGAAACAUCUCCUGCGUUCAGUUAUUGUCUCCUCGUCGCCAUGUUCAAGCGAUUGGCCUUAUUGGUCACUCUCGUGGCUUGCUCCAAUUUGUCGGCGGGACAAGGUUACAUUUACGAAGACGAUCUACUCUUGGACACGUUCCCAACAGAUUUCCAAUGGGGAGUGGCAACGGCCUCGUAUCAGAUUGAAGGGGGUUGGAAUGAGGAUGGGAAAGGCCCUAGUAUUUGGGACACGUUUACUAAUGGAACCACCAACAUUGACGACCAAUCCACGGGCGAAGUGGCUUGUGACAGCUAUCAUAAGUACAAGGAGGACGUUCAGUUGAUCAAAAACAUGGGUCUAACAAGCUAUCGAUUCUCCAUCGCCUGGACUCGAAUUCUUCCACAAGGCACUGGCACCGCCAAUCCUGAGGGGAUCCAGUAUUAUAAGAAUUUGAUAACUGAAUUGAGGGCUAACGGAAUCGAGCCCUUUGUCACCUUAUACCAUUGGGAUCUGCCUCAAGCGUUAGAGGAUUUGGGAGGAUGGCGAAACCCCGACAUUGCAAGCUGGUUUGAAGAAUAUGCUCGGAUUUGUUUCACAGAGUUUGGGGACGACGUGAAGAACUGGAUUACACUGAACGAACCAUGGGUUGUGUCUGUCCAAGGACAUGGUAUUGGUGACCAUGCCCCUGGUUUGCAAGGGAUUGGAACAACUGUCUACGAGGUGUCUCACAAUCUCAUCCGAGCUCAUGCUAAAGCUUACCGAGCAUAUCAUAAGGACUUUGCUGCUGAACAAGGAGGAUUCGUUGGUAUUACCUUGAAUGUGGAUUGGGCUGAGCCCCAAGAUCCCAAUGAUCCUAGUCACCAAGAGGCUUCAGAAAACAACCUGCAGUUCUCUAUUGGCUGGUUUGCACAUGCUAUUUUUAAAGAUGGAAAAUAUCCCGGCGUUAUGCGACAAAAGAUUGAUGCCAAGAGUCAAGAGCAAGGCUUUGAGAAAUCUCGUUUGCCCGAAUUCACGGCCGAAGAAAGUGCUGAGAUUAAGGGUUCGUUCGAUUUCUUAGGGAUCAACCAUUACACCACUCACAUUGUGUAUCCUGAAAUCGGUAGCAUUGACGAAGUCAGCUAUUUCCUUGAUGACGAUACGACCGAUUACCAAGAUUCAAAUUGGUAUCCAUCUGCUUCCUCUUGGCUUUACGUCACUCCCUUUGGCAUUCGAAAACUCAUGAACUGGUUGAAGAAUGAAUACGGAGAUGUGCCGAUUUACAUCACCGAAAACGGCUACAGCGACCAUCAGGGCAACUUGGAUGACAUUCAUAGGAUCUAUUACUAUAAACAUUAUAUCAACAAUUUGCUGAAGGCCGUCAAACAGGAUAACGUCAAUCUUAAGGGCUAUUUUGCAUGGUCGUUGAUGGAUAAUUUUGAAUGGGCUCGAGGUUACACAGAGAAAUUUGGCGUUCAUUCCGUGGACUUUACUGAUCCCGCUCGACCCCGGACUCCCAAGGCUUCUGCCAAAUAUUUAUCGCAGUUGGCAUCUCGGAAUGGUUUUACUUCAUCAGUUGGUCCCUGUAGCAAUGGUAGAUAGAACCAAAAUUUCCCUAUCUGGGCAUAUUUUACCGAAUGUCUCGACAGCAAAUCACAAAAUAGAUUAAUUAGAAAACCGCACUACCUUUGUGGUAGGUUUCAAUCGAUUGUCCAAUAAUAGUUUACUUGUAUCCUACUUGAAUUAAUUCUUAACAUAAUUGAAAUAAACCUUGCCUUCGCUUUA